UCUCUCUCUCUCUCUCUCUCUCUCCCCCCCCCCCCCCCCCUCCCCCUCCCCUCUUCCAGUGCCAUCCGCUCUCUCCUUUCCUUUCGCCUCCCUUCUCGUCGCCUGCUCCUCCUCCUCCUCUGUCUCGGCAGACCAUCUCUGCUCCUUCCUUCCUCCCUGCCUCCUUUUCAUCACUGCCCUGUGGUGCUGUUGUUGUUGUUGUGGUGGUGCGCCUGUUGCUGUUGUUGUGUCGUCGUCGUCGGAGUUGUGCUCUAUCUCUCCCUCUCUCAUCUCCCCCAUGCUCUGAAGAAACAUUUCUCUCCUUCUCUCCUCUUCUCUGGUCCGUGCUGCAGGCUGCGAGUGUGCGUUGGUUCUUCGGUGGCCUGCCUCGCUCACGCUUUGCCUCGCGUCGCCUUCGCCUGGAGUGCGGUGGUGGCCUUGCAGAGUUCCUAUUCUUCUUCUUUCCUUCGUGGACGACGACGACGACGCCGCCGCGCUCCUCCUUGUGCUGCUUCUCGCAGCAGACAGGUCGCUCGGCUUCUCGUCAGCGUAGUGACAUCUGGGUUGCAUCUUCUUGUGAUGAACCGCAGCGACUCGUGUCGUGCAUAGCACCAACCUGUCGCUCAAUCAAGGGAGGGAGGGGAAGAAGAGGAACCAGUGCCUGUUUAUUUUUGCUGGCUGGGAGAACGAGGAUGGGAGCCGUAGAAAGAUGCUGAGAGCCACCGAGAGGCUGUGAGAAAGCAAAAGCCGAAUAGGGACGAAGGAAGCACGAGAACGCUCAUUAGAGAUUGUGAAGGCCGAGAGACGGACAGACGGACAGACACACGGAUAUACAGACAGACAGACAUCCUCCCACAGACGAGAGAGAUAGAGAGAGCGAGAGACAGAGACAGAGAGAGGCAGGGUGGAAGCGAAGUGGUGAGAAGAGCGAGCGGUGGCUGCCUCGGACGGCAGACAGGUUCAUUGAGUGAGUGAAAGAGCAGCGAGGGAAAGGAUAGGAAGCGGUGAGGGUCACACGCCACUGUCGAGACCGUCCCGAUAGAUUGCGCGAAGAGAGGGAGUGGCCAGGGGGGAGAGGGAGAGGGAGAGAGUCAAAGAUGGCGCCCUUGCCUUGUGGGCCUUUUUGCAGAUACGAGAAAAGAGUUGUUCAAACCUGGAUGCUGCUACGGCGUCCUCUUCUCACAGAAUUUAUGAUGUGAAGCCGGCCGGGAGAGAAGUGGUGAAAGCAGAUCUACCGUACCCGAAGAGAAGCGUAGUGGGCCAAUUAAUGGCAGAAGAAGUUCGGAGGACCGUGCAUUUUUGGAAAGAGGCAUCUCAUAUGCGUUCGAGAGAGCGUUAUCUGUCACUUGCCUGCACUCUCACGACGUGAGCGCGGCAGGAGGGUGUACCGCAGCGCCUGGUUUGCGUUGUUUAGGCAGUAGGCCUCUGGACCGAGUCGGCAGAAACAUCUCCAACCAUUACGACGUGAGCCAAGACAGGCACUAUACUUGCGCCCGUGUCCGUGCUGGGCGUGUGUUGAAGCACCUACCGUGCCGCGCAGGUGCUUAUCUAGAUCUGGGACCGAAGACGACCUCGAUGGAUUACAUUGAAUGUCAAGUCCCCACCGCGAAUGCAAUGUUCGACAAAAUCAUGGCUUCCGAUACCAUGAGAGUUCCCUUCAGCGCAAGCGGGCCCGGCGGAGCAGCAUAUCGACCGAUGCCCACCUCGUUUCCCGUCUUUCCUGUGAAUCAUGCCAAAGCAGUUGCUUCGUUGGACAGGGCUUCCGUGCCUCAGCAGCAAGGUGCUGGGCUCGCCGGAAGGUCUCUUGAAGAACAUUUUAAGGAAAUUGGAAGGCCAUACAUGCACCCAAUGGCCGUGUCACCACUCAACAUGACGGGAAUAAUUCAACAUCAAACACCUGGUGAGUCGGCAUCGUCGCUGCUCGGAGAUGGCACCAUGGAGAAAACCAAGAGGAAUGGGAGAGGAGAAGGAGGUGGCAGGGGAAGUAGAGGUGGUGCAACAACCGGUCGGAAGAGAACGAGAGGAGGCCAAAUGACCGACUCUCUUACAACUGGAAGUGUAUUGGAGGGCAGUCUCAGCGGAGGUGGUGGAGCUCAAUCCACUGGCAGGGCCACUGCUGCCAAUGGUGGUGCUCGUCAGCAAAACAACAGCAUUGGAGAGAAGGCAGAGAAGUCAACUGGUAGACGACAGAGCGGGCAGGGUAGUAAACGCGGUGAGAAGAAGCAGCCACAACCCGUUCCACCAUCUGUAAGUGAGACUCCAUGCGCACCUUACAACGGAGUCCCCCAUGCGACGAGAGUCGCGGAAGCUAAUGGAUUUCCAGCCGAUUGGACCGGCGGUGUGCUCGAUAUUUACGGCCUGAGGACAAGGAAGGCAAAUAUUGGGCAGUACAUGGUCGAGAUUCCGCUGAAUGAGCUUCUUUCGGCCGGCUACGAAGCCCCAAAAUUAGUCCUGAAGGAAUACCGGGAACUCGAGAAGGUCGAAGACGAAGAGACACUUGAUCAAAAGAUCUCCGGUAUCUUGCAAUUAUUCCCAGUACGUCCGAGUAAGGCUGAGGUUCAUGGAGAAACUGCAGAAAACGCAGGUUCGAGGUUAACAAAAAAUUCCAAAAUCCUCGUGGAUCUGGAAUCUCCUGUUCCUCCCGAAGACGAAAUGCUGUCCAAACAACAGGAGAGAGUAGAGAAAGUGCUGGGAGCAAAUUUUCUCUCAGGAAGCAAAUUUGAGACUGGAUCGGAAAAGGAUAUGAGAGCUGGCUCGCAGUCCAUCAAUGGAACUACGCAAGGUGUGGGCAGCUUCAAGGUAGAUGGUCUCCCACUACAUCCAUUUGAGGAUUUCAUGACGAGACUGAAACUCGGGCCCAGCGAGUCGCUACAGUCUCUCAUUGCGCAAUCGCAAGGCGAUAACGACGCGAAUGUUACUUCGGACACCCGUAUGGAUAGCGCAGUAGUUGAUAUGUGUCACAGGAACCGAAGUAUACCACCUCUACCUUGUUCGUAUCCACCUGUCGGACCUGUGAAAGCAGAACAUUAUAGAUGGAAUCACCGAGUCUGGAGUCUUCAACCGGCCAUACCAAGCAAUGCUGCGACAUGUGAAGCUGGUGCGAGUGUAGAGGACGCGCAAGUUGGGGCUGAAGAGGACGCAUCUCCGAGGUCAUCAUAUUCUAGGCGGAGGAAACUUGACGGCAAGGUGAAAGCGCAGACACCAGAAGCCAUGGCAAUGUGUAUACCUCCGUCUUCUCCUCCUCCGCCCACAGCUCCUCUUCCAACUCCUCUUUCAAAUCCUCCAACCGAAGAAUGUACUGUAUCUGUCAAAGAAGAGCCACGACAAGUGGAAAAUGCUGCGGUGCUUAGUUCAGAGGGUACCCCAAACCCCAUGGAAGUGGACUCCUGCAGAGUUGACAACGGUGCCGUUGCUGUCACUGUUAUAGAUAGACCAGAAACAUUACCUGGUAAGCAAGCAGAGAAUAUGGAGUGUGAUCAAGAGAGAAGUGGUGGGGAAGCUGUCAGACCUUUAGAAACUCCUGCUACCUUGCUAGGACCACAAGAGAUGGAUGUAUGUGAUCGGCAAAGCAAACCGUUAGCUGAUGUAAAGCAGGAGGCUGGUGGUGAUCAAGAGGGGAAGGAGCUGGUUGAGAGCAAUGGAGAACCCAAACCUGACGAGACGGUUCUGAAAGAAGAACAAUUACCAGCGCUUCCGUCUGUCGACAUCAAAAUUAUGUGCCCAUCGCCCCCUCAAAACGAAUCGGCAUCAACGUCGCCUGCAGUACCAUUGUCACCGGGAGUAUCGAUAGCUGCCCACAUAUUGAUGUCCAUCCACAAAGAUACUUUCCAACAAUUGGAGCCAGAGAAGACCGACGGGGAGAGAGAAAGACGAAGGAGAGUCUUUCAACCAUAUCAAGGAGCACCGACACAAAAGGCGACGAAGAGCAUGAGGGUUAGUAGUACCACUGUAAACCACAGACAGCCAGGAGGAGAUGCUGGAAAGGAGGGAAAGACGAAUGCGGAUGCAGGAUCUGUACCUCCAAGUAAAGCGCUGGUCAGCGAGAGACGAAAGAGUUUAAGUCAGAUUGACACCCCAGAGAAGCCUUCGAUUUCUUCUCCUCGGAAUUCAAGUGGAGGUGGUGUCUCUACGAGUUCGCGUGGCGGUUCACAUACAGCGGCUCGUACCAGCAACCUGUCUGUAAAGAUGGAGAAGUGUGCUGCAAAAGAAUCAGCGAAGGAUUCGAGUAGCAACAAGGAUGCCGGUGGGCGGAGCCUGUCUUCCCUUCCUCCACUAGGUUUACCUUCCUCCAAGAGCGCCCACAAAGGGGCGAAAACCAACGGAUAUACACACUCAAGCAAUCCAAAGGGGAGUUCGGCGACAGCAAAUUUUGCAAAAGUACCUACCGCUUGCAGUACACAAAGAGUAGCAUCAGGAGGAGGGUCUCGGAGCAGUAGACCUGCUCACAACAACAAUACUCCCGGUUCACAUGGGACGGCCCCUGUACCUGUCAAGUCGUCACGGCAAAGUAUUCCCGACGGUAGACAGAAAAGCAAGGCAGACGGAUCAUCUAGGGGUUCCAAGUCCAGUCGAGAUUAGAGUCACAGUGUAGAUUUUUAUGAUUAGUGCUGGGGUUCUACACUUAAGUGGGAUUGAUAGUUUAGCUCAUCUUCAUUCUUUGUACCCCACACUCUUUUUUCGCCCUGUUCUUAUGAGGGUGAAUUACCUUUCAAACCAGUUGCGGGCCAGAAGGCUCGCAGGUACAGUUAUCACACACUGUUAGUCAUCACUCACAUUGUUACAUACUUUGAUGUGGUGCUCUGCAGAGAAAGCACUCUUUACUUUCUUACGCUGUAAUUGACACAGUACCUUGUAUCUAUCUUCUAUUUACUAUAAACUCUCCUCGAAGGUGAGGUGUGUACCGGUUCCUGUCAUACCUCUUGUUUUGGUCACCUACCAGAAAGGUGGAAGAGGUGUGACCAACGCUGUUUAAUAAGACACAAUUUUCCAAUCCC
This is a messenger RNA of Marchantia polymorpha subsp. ruderalis, 4973 nucleotides long. The record is from the annotation of a GenBank genome assembly. NCBI's taxonomy places the organism in Eukaryota, Viridiplantae, Streptophyta, Marchantiopsida, Marchantiales, Marchantiaceae.